AGCAUUUGGAUGUCUUCUUCGUCAAGAAGUUGCUUAUUUUGAUCGACCUGAAAACAGUUCAGGUGCGAUUUGUGUUCGUCUUUCUUCUAAUGCACUAGCCGUUCAAGAGACAGUGGGUAUACACUUAGGAACCAUUUGCGAAGCUCUUACAUUGUCAGUUUUUGGAAUUCUAUUUGGAUAUUUCAUAAGCUGGCAAUUGACAGUGAUCACUUCUGUGCCUCUUGUUAUUCUACUCGCUGUCACCUAUGGAAAUAUAUACUUACGUAUAUCGUUGAAUCAACAAACAACUCUAAUUCUUGGACGAGCAAGCACUGUAAGAUCAUACUUUAGCUGAUAAUUUUCGAUUUUGUUGGAAAAGUUAUUUUGUUCUCACUUGCUUGAUAAGUUUAAUGCAUCCACCAUAUUGAUUCUGUCAUAUACUUUUACAGCUUGCUGUUGAAGUUAUUCACAACAUGCGUACAAUAAAACAGUUGUCCAUUGAAAAGGAAAUAUUAAGAAAAUAUUCUGAAAUAAUUUAUGAAGUGCCUAUGUUAGUCAAUUGAGUCUUAUAGGUUUAAAAAUUAUUAAUGAAUCUUAUUAUGUUAUAGAUUCUCUUGGAAAUUUUUGGUGCUACCUUCAACAGCGUAUGGUAUAUUUUGGAUACUAGAUAUAUAUACUUUGGCAUUUAUGUAUUGGCGUGCUCUGGCUUUAGUUGAAAAGAACGAGAUCACCUCGAACAGUGUUAUAAUGUAAUUAAAACUACAGUUUGGUAAUCUAGAGACAAAGAUUCAUUAUCUUUUCAAUUUAUUAGGGUCUGUUCGCUUGCUGGUUUUUCGAUUCAAGCACUAAGAGUUGUCGGAAUGAAGUGACAUUUUUAUUCUCGAAGUUUGAGUUUUUCCUUUCACAGUCUCCAUUCUAGAUCUUGGCGUGUUGCUGCAUCAAUCUCAGCUGCUGAAGAAUGUUUUGAUUUAUUUGAUCGAAAACCUGCUAUCGACAAUACAUCUGGUGAAGGACAAGAAUUGGUAAGAGAAUAUGGAAGACAACUUAUUUUGUUUUAA
Messenger RNA from Rotaria sp. Silwood1, 1037 nucleotides. Lineage: Eukaryota; Metazoa; Rotifera; Eurotatoria; Philodinida; Philodinidae. The record is from the annotation of a GenBank genome assembly.